AUGCCUUCAACACCUAUCAACACACAAGCUCUUGUUCCGUACGACGAUAAUCAGACUCCACUGAAAAGAUUCUCAGCUCGGGAGAAAUCUGUGACGAUAGGCUCAUUCGUAUUCCACCUGCAUCAAAACUGGAACGAAAACGGCGUAGCCGGUGUCUUAUGGGACUCGGCAAUUGUACUCUCGGAUUACCUCGUCGCCCAUACGGGACUUGUUCGCGGCCGUCGGGUUCUGGAACUUGGCGCCGGUGUUGGCCUUCCAUCCAUCACUGCUGCCAAGCUCUCAGCCAAGGAAGUAACGGCUACGGAUCAGCCUUCAGCCUUACCAUUACUUGAUGAAAACCUCAUUGCUAACCUUGAUGAUAAUGAAAUGUCGACUGUUACUACCCUCCCAUUGGACUGGACAAAUCUACCUGAAGAGCCACUGUCAGCAGACGUCAUUCUUGGAGCUGACCUGGUUUACAAAAAGGAAGUCUUNAUGCUGUUGGCAGGCAAAAUCCGUUAUCCCAAGGAUAAACGUUUCUACGAAACUUUAGGAAAUGAUUUCGAUGUCACCCAGAUACUUCACGAUGAGGCUACUGAUGUGGUUCUGUUCAAAAUUUCAAAAAUUAGGAGAGAAUUGUGA
Molecule: messenger RNA, 621 nt
Organism: Haemonchus placei
Lineage: Eukaryota; Metazoa; Nematoda; Chromadorea; Rhabditida; Trichostrongylidae
Source: the annotation of a GenBank genome assembly